CUUGUCGAGUGAGUAAAGGACCUGCCAUUUACAGAUGAGGAGACUGCAACUGAGAGAGAGGAAGGAACCUCCCCAAGCUGGACACGCUCCCCAUUCGAGGUGAAACCAUGACGGGAAAAUACAAGAAAUAAUAAUGCUUUUCCGCAACCGCUUCUUGCUGCUGCUGGCCCUGGCUGCGCUGCUGGUCUUUGUGAGCCUCAGCCUGCAGUUCUUCCACCUGAUCCCCGUGUCGGCCACCAAUAAUGCAGUGAGCAGCAAGAGCCGCAAGAGGAUCAUGCCCGACCCGGUGACGGAGCCCCCGGUCACGGACCCCGUGUACGAGGCGCUCCUGUACUGCAACCUCCCGAGUGUGGCCGAGCGCAGCAUGGAAGGUCACGCCCCGCAUCACUUUAAGCUGGUCUCGGUGCACGUGUUCAUCCGCCACGGAGACAGGUACCCGCUGUAUGCCAUCCCCAAAACCAAGCGACUGGAAAUUGACUGCACUCUGGUGGCUAACAGGAAACCAUAUCACCCUAAACUGGAAGCUUUCGUUAGCCACAUGUCGAAAGGAUCCGGAGCCUCUUUCGAAAGCCCCUUGAACUCCCUGCCUCUCUACCCCAAUCACCCGCUGUGUGAGAUGGGCGAGCUCACGCAGACAGGUGUGGUACAGCAUCUGCAGAAUGGCCAGCUGCUUCGGGACAUCUAUCUCAAGAAACACAGGCUCCUGCCCAGCAACUGGGCCACAGACCAGCUCUACCUGGAGACCACCGGGAAAAGCCGGACCCUCCAGAGCGGGCUGGCCUUGCUGUACGGGUUUCUCCCCGAUUUCGACUGGAAGAAGAUCUAUUUCCGGCACCAGCCGAGCGCCCUGUUCUGUGCCGGAAGCUGCUAUUGCCCGCUGAGAAACCACUACCUGGAGCAGGAGCAGCAUCGCCAGUACCUCCUGCGUUUGAAGAACAGCCAGCUGGAGAGGACCUACGGCGAGAUGGCCAAGAUCGUGGACGUGCCCACCAAGCAGCUGCGAGCCGCCAACCCCAUCGACGCCAUGCUCUGCCACUUCUGCCACAACGUCAGCUUCCCCUGCACCCGGCACGGCUGCCUGGGCCUGGAGCACUUCAAGGUGAUCAAGACCCAUCAGAUAGAGGACGAGCGAGAGCGGCGCGAGAAGAAACUGUACCUCGGGUACUCGCUCCUGGGCGCCCACCCCAUCCUGAAUCAGACCGUCGGCCGGAUGCAGCGCGCUGCCCUGGGCGGGAGAGAAGAGAUCUUUGCCCUCUACUCUGCCCACGAUGUCACCCUGUCACCCGUUCUCAGCGCCUUGGGCCUGGCAGAAGCCAGGUUCCCGAGGUUUGCCGCCAGGCUGAUCUUUGAGCUUUGGCAAGACAGAGAAAAGCCCACGGAGCACUCCGUCCGGGUCCUCUACAAUGGGGUCGACGUCACAUUCCACACCUCCUUCUGCCAGGACCACCACAAGCGCUCGCCCAAGCCCAUGUGCCCCCUCGAGAACCUGGUGCGCUUUGUCCGGAGGGACAUGUUUCUGGCCCUGGAUGGCAGCAGUACCAGUUACCACGAGGCGUGUCAUAGGGAGGGGAUCUGACAGGCACGCGGCACAGCCCUGCAGCGUCGGCGCCAACGCAGGGAGCUGGGAAACACCCACUGCUAGUUCUGUGUCUUGCUAAAGGUCUUAGAGGAUUGGUUUUUAGAAAGGCUAGUAACUGUGUUUGGGAGCUGCGUAGAUGGUUCGGGUUAAAGAGCGAGCACGCUGCUGUAAUGUGGUACGUGAGUUUUGUGGUACAAAGUAGCCAGUUCGUAGAGAAGAGAAGGUACUUUAUCUAGGCAGGCGUGACCUACAGUACGAGAACACCAUUUCAGGGCCCGGAGCUGGGCAGGUACCGGGCGAUGGACCUGGCCAGAACGUUCUCCAUCCUGCACAGUCUUACCCCAGUCCUCGUUCCGUGACGUCCUGAAGUGAUUUAUCUAGAAAGGGGGGUGGCAGGUUUGUCCACAGAGGGCCAGAUAGUAAAGAUUUCAGUGUAUGCAGACCCAAAGGCUGCACACGGUCUCUGUGGUAGCUGCUCGACCCUGCUCAUUCGGCACAAAGGCAGCCGCUGAUGACAACGUGAUGUAGCAGGGGAAGGGGAUGGCGGGGGGGGAGCCCAUGUGGCUCGCGGGCUGUCGACUGCUGACCCCCGACGUGAGGAGCAGGCUCUGCUGUGACUGUGCGUACAGCACUUUGUAAGGCAGCUGAAUGCCCACAGUGACACUCGGUGGUUCGCCCGGGCUGCACCUGCCACUCUCACAAGACUGGAGGAGAAACAGAUGCCGAAUCAGAGCGAGAUGGUUAGAACACUACCUGAUGUUCAUGAUGAUUGUGGUACGAGGCAGUUUUCACUGUUUGUCUGCUGUGAUCUGUUUGCUGUAAAUGCUGAAACUUUUGUAUGCCACUUAGUAUUUUUAUAGCCUAGGAAAAUAUUUUCUAAGAGCAGUGUCAAACGUGUUGCUGUCCGGAUAGUCAGUAUGCAGUGUACUAUACCUGCUUGGUGGUGAGAAGAGGCUGCAUUCAGGCACUUUCUUCCCCAAAAAACUAAUGAAGACUCAUUCCCUUUGAUAAGUUGUAUAAUUGAAUCAACUUGUAAACCGUUUUCAUCAGUUUCAAGAGAGUGGUAAAUUCUGGUUGACUUUUAGACAAGUUUUUAGAAAAAAAAAAAAAACUUUGUUACUAGAUAGCUAAUCUUUAUAAGGUAUUUUGUAUAUUAGAAGCAAUGAUCAUUAAAUCUGUGAUU
This is a messenger RNA of Lepus europaeus (European hare), 2762 nucleotides long. It is a transcript of the gene PXYLP1, whose product is annotated as 2-phosphoxylose phosphatase 1. Gene Ontology annotation, molecular function: phosphatase activity. NCBI's taxonomy places the organism in Eukaryota, Metazoa, Chordata, Mammalia, Lagomorpha, Leporidae. Bases 134 to 1576 code for a protein of 480 amino acids. Gene Ontology annotation, biological process: chondroitin sulfate proteoglycan biosynthetic process; glycosaminoglycan biosynthetic process; dephosphorylation. Gene Ontology annotation, cellular component: Golgi apparatus. The record is from RefSeq and is a predicted model, not a curated record. The transcript has 6 exons.